This is a messenger RNA of Plasmodium malariae, 3804 nucleotides long. Its product is annotated as LCCL domain-containing protein, putative. The record is from RefSeq and is a predicted model, not a curated record. The transcript has a single exon. Lineage: Eukaryota; Apicomplexa; Aconoidasida; Haemosporida; Plasmodiidae. Gene Ontology annotation, molecular function: protein binding. Bases 1 to 3804 code for a protein of 1267 amino acids. Gene Ontology annotation, cellular component: membrane.
AUGAUUCAAUCCAAAUGCAUAAUCCAUCUUCUCCUCCUGCACUUGUUCCUCUUGAGACUACACGGCAAAGAGUGGUGCAAAGCAAAAUUUGAAUAUGGGAAAUCUGAUUAUGCAGAGUGCAUAAACGAAAAUGAUAGUAUUGCCAAGUACAUGAUUGAGACCACACCUGUGAUAUCAAGUGGACUUGAUCUAUACAGUAAUGUUUCUAUAAUUCUUUCAAAUGGAUAUGGGUUAAAAACAAAAGAAAUAAUUAUUGGAAAUGAAAACGAAGGAUUGUUAAGUAAAAUAUUUUCAGUCAAAACAGACAUUGGGAAUCCUGAACAUGUACAUGUAAAACUGAAUUCACAAAAUAAGAAAUGGAAAUGUAAAAAAAUAACAGUAUGGAAAGAUUUCAAAUUUUGGAAUUUUGACUGUAUCGGAUCAUUAGAUGAUAAUCAGCAAGAAGCUACAUACUACUUAUCAGGAAAUAAAUUAUAUACAGCUUAUGUUCAAACUGGAAAAGAUAUGGAAGCAGGUACUACAGGUACUAUAGAAAUAAUACUACUAGGUAGCAAUAAAAGAAGCAAUACAAAAGUGUUACACGAAGGAUUUAACGCAGGUGGACUAAAAAAAAUAAAAUUUCAAGCAUCAGAUGUAGGGAAUUUAGAGGAUAUCAUUUUAACCAAUAAUGCGAACAAUGACCCAUGGUACUGUGAUUUUGUUAAAAUAAAAACUGAUAACAAAAUAUAUGUGUUCAAUGUAAAAAGCUGGAUUGGUCAUCCAUAUGAUAGCAAUGUGAAAGUAAAUAUAAAAAGCGAUAAUAUUGAUGGAAAUGCAAAAGAUAUAGAUUGUCAUAUCCGAGGGAAUGAUUUAAUAAAUACUAACAACUUACCAAAAUUAUUAGAAAGUAAGGUACAGAUAUUUAAAGUGAGAUGCCCUCAGAAUUGUCAGAGUUCAGAAUUUGCAUCUAUAGAAGGUUCUUCUAUCCAUCCAUCUUCUAGUUCUAUAUGUGCAUCUGCUAUUCAUGAUGGAUCCUUAACUCCAAGUGGAGGGGAAGUUAUAGUCACAGUAGCAAAAGAUAUGAAACAUUAUUAUGCACUGGAUGAAAAAUAUAAUGAGUUAUCUGCCAUUGAUUUUAGUACCAAAGCAGAUGAAAAGAAUUUUUCUUUUUAUACAUAUCAUUUAGAUUCAAUAGAUGAUAUAAAGAGUAAUGUUAGGAUAGUCGACUCUUUUGGAAAAUUAUCCUCACUAGGUAGACUAGAAAUAAGAAUAAAGAAUAAAUGGGGAACGGUUUGUAAAAAAGGACCUAAUUAUACAUUCAAUGAUGAUACAGCAAAAAGAGCAUGUAAAGAUUUAGGUUUUCCUAACGGAAUAUGUAUUAAAGAAAAUUGUGCUAACAUAAAUGGACAACAUUACUGUGCAGGUUAUGGAUAUCCUUUUAGUGCUGCUGGUAUGUUAUGUUCAGGAAAUGAAAAAAAUUUACUUAAAUGUAAUGGAGAUGAUUCUUCCCAUUGUGUAGAUCAUCAUGAUGAUGUCAUUGUUCAAUGUUUACAUUAUUCAAGCAAUGACUUAGUUCAUGAUGGUACUAUAAGACUUAUUGAUAUAACUGGUGCACCAUCUAAUAAUGGAGUAGGAAGAUUACAAAUAUAUUAUAAUGGAUCAUAUGGUUCAGUUUGCUCAGAAGGAUGGACAAAGGAAUCAGAAAAAAUUGCUUGUCAAGAAUUAGGUUAUACAGGGCUAAAAGGAAAUGGUUUUUCUACUCACUUAUGCUCAAGCAUAUCUGGUGAGAAUUUGUGUGGAAAUGAUACUGAAAAGAUUAAUGCAAUAAAUUUUAAGUGCAAAGGAGAUGAAAAGUUUUUAAAAAAUUGUCCUCAUGAAACACAUGAAGAUAUUUAUUGUUCUCAUGAAGAAGAUAUUGUUAUUGGUUGCUCAGGAGAAGGAGGAGAUUCCUCUGGAUUUGGAAUCGCACGACAAAGGAAAAACCAAAUGACUUUAGAGAAGAAAAAUUUCCCUCCUAAAAUUGAAUUAACAUGUUUUGAUAAAAUAGUGUCAAAAGCAGAUCUAAGUAAUGCAAAUGUAGGAGAUGUUUUUUUAGUUACUUGUCCUGAAAAAUGUGAUGAAGAAAUAGGAGUAGUAAAAGGUACAUUUUUAUAUACCUUUGAUUCUCAUAUAUGUAAAGCAGCAAUCCAUGCUGGGGUAAUAUCUAACAAUGUAGCAGAGGAUCUUGUUCUUAUCAUUGGACAUAUGCAUAAAAAUUUUAUAAGAACAAAAAGAAAUAAUAUUGAAUCUCAUGAAUUUAAUGGUAUUUCUAAAAGUUUUAGUCUUAGUAUACCAACAACAUAUCUCUUAAGGGAAGAAAGAAGAAGCAAUGCAAAAUUAGAUGAAGAUGAUCUAUUAAAAAAGGAAGAAGAUUUUUCUUAUCAGCAUAUAUUUGAUAAACAAUCUAAAAAUUUAGUAACAUCUAUAUCUGUUCAACCUACAUUUCAGUGGAUUGCACCCACAGGUUUUCUUGGAUUUAAUGGAAAAGAAAAUGAUUUUAUAAAUUGUAAUAAUUUACCUAAUGAAAAAUAUAUUAAAAGUUUAUCUAAUUUUUCUUUUAUCAUUUACUUCACACUUAGUGGAGGAGAAGGUACAUGGAGAACACUUUUAUCUCACAGUUUAUGUGAAGGAAUUUCUAUCUCCAUUGAUGAACAAAAUGAGUUAGUAGUCGAACAGAAUUGUAACCCACAUUUGAUCAAGACUAAAUUUAUACCUAAAUUUGGACAUACAUAUCACUUAGCUGUUAUAUAUAACAAGACAACUAAAACUAUAGCUUUAUAUAUCAACGCGAAACAAGCUAUUCUUGAGAAAGACAAAUAUAAUUUUACACUUAAUGGUAAUAUUACCAUUGGAAGGUCUAACCAAUCCGCAUCGGAUUACUUCAUUGGGAAUAUUCAUCUAAUUGAAGUAUACAAAUAUGUCCUAUCAGAGGAUGAAAUUAAAGAGUCUUUAAGUUCUGUUUUGUCAUUAGAUUAUGUACAUAUAAAUACAGAAGACAACAUAGGGAGAAGAAUGAAAAAAAAAAAUAAUAAUAAUAAUAAAGGACUAAGGAAAACAGUAGAUGGAAGAGAAUGUAUCACACCAUGUAAAUCCAAAAGUGUCAUAAAUAAAGAUGUACAAGUAAAUGUAGAAAAAAUUAAUUUAAAAUGUGAAAAUGAUUUAAUAUCUGAACAAUUCAAUGGGAAAAUAGGAUCUCAGUUCUUAGUUAACUGUGUAGAUAAUUGUAUUAAAUCAAAAUAUAUAAUAAAAGGAAGUAACAACUACUAUACUCCAGAUUCAUCUAUAUGUAAAGCAGCAAUACAUGCAGGGGUAUAUAUACCGAACAAGAAAAAUAAUCUAAAUGGACCAUUUAUUAUCAGAAUUGUUGAAGGAUUAUUAGAAUAUAAAACAUCUAGAGGACAUUUUGGAAUUGUUAGUAAAUCAGAAAAACAAUCACAAUUAAGAUCCUUUUCAUUAUUUUCAGAAAUUGAAGAUAAUAUAUUUACUUGUUCAACAAAUGCUCAAUUUUUACUAAAUUUAUCUGUUGGUGAGACAAGAUUAAUUAUUUGUCCAUCCGACUGUGAUACCACUAGUGAUAAAGUAUUUGGUACAAAUGUAUAUAGCCCUUUAUCUUCUCUUUGUAAAGCAGCUAUACACUCGGGUAUUUUAACAAAUAAAGGUGGUCAGGUACAUAUUAUUGUCGGAUCCAGUCAGACAGAAUUUAAAGGAUCCAAGCAAAAUAACAUUGAAUCCUAUCCAUCUGAAAAGCAAAAUCGUUCUUUCACUUUUUCCAAGAACAUUGAGUAA